Messenger RNA from Galendromus occidentalis (western predatory mite), 1365 nucleotides. RefSeq lists its product as uncharacterized. The transcript is spliced from 2 exons. Bases 1 to 1185 code for a protein of 394 amino acids. The record is from RefSeq and is a predicted model, not a curated record. NCBI's taxonomy places the organism in Eukaryota, Metazoa, Arthropoda, Arachnida, Mesostigmata, Phytoseiidae.
AUGUUCCUACGCCAACUUUUGAUCUGUAUCUUAUUGCUCAUAUCAGGUGCCAGAAGCAUCCGUGAUGCCGCUCUGCAAGUUCCGGGGGCGAUCAUCGCGGGCAAUCCUCUGAUCAUGUGGUGCCGUUUCGAUCUCGAGGGCGAGGCCCUCUAUUGUGUUAAAUGGUACAAAGAUAACUCGGAAUUCUAUCGAUACUGUCCGUGGAGCUCACCGACUCCGACUACCUACAACGUCGCUGGAGUUGAGGUGGAUAUAGUGCACUCGAACGAGAGUAUGGUUACAUUGGUCCGGUCGGACGUUCGGACCGAAGGAACGUACAGCUGUGAAGUAUCCACCGAAGGACCAGCAUAUAAAACCGUUUUGCUCGAGUCCGACGUGGUCACGUAUGUUAUGCCGAGCGGCGGCCCAGUUAUCGAUGGCCUACGGAAAAGGUACGACCUAGGAGAUACGAUUAAUGUGACCUGCCGUUCAGCACCGUCGAAACCUCCACCACGUCUUAAAUGGUACGUGAACAGCAAACGAGCGCCCAGUAAACUCACAGGCAAAACCCAGGUGAGCUCCAACCCGAUGACCGACGGCAUGGGUGUUCAAGCCGUGGGCUUGAACCUGAAGAUGCCCAUCACAUCCGAGGACCUACGGAAUAAGAUCAUCAAGCUGCAGUGCGUUUCGACGAUUUAUAAGAACCUCUCGGAAAAAUAUGACGAGAUCAUGUACCAUCCAUAUCUAAAUCGAACGUUGCUGCCGGACCCCGAGGGACCCCGGAUUAAUGGCGAGGAACUUUUGAACAUCUACGACAAGGCCCGAACAUCUGUCGAAUGGAAUUGCACGACCAAGGUGCACGACGCCAACGAGGCUUACCUUGAGUGGACAGUCAACGAUGAGGAAGCAACUCGCAAUAUGACCGUGCACCUGUCGAUAGCGCGGACUGGUCGCCAGAAAACCUACACUUCGAGACUCCGCAUGACCCUCGAGGAGAAGUUCGUGACUUCGAUGCGUCUCAAAGUUCGCUGUACCGUCGUAUACUCUCAACCCAUACAGUUCGUCAGCGAGGAGACGAUCUUCACGGCGGCGAGCACGUCGUUCCACAUUAUGAAGAUUUCGGAAGCGUCCCGAAUGACGAUCGCGCCAACUUUCCUUACCGUAGUUAUUAUUGGACUCGUUGUCUCCCACAUUGGCAAUCACUGAUUAUUAUCCAUUUCGGCGGUGAUGAAUACAACUCUUAUGGUCGUCAUCCAGUUAUUAUUAUUAUUAUCAUUAUCGAUAUUGAACGUAGUUAGUUUACUCUUUGAUUGCAAACUGACAUGCGGCCACAUUGGUCGGCCCACACAUACUGUUGAGGGGAACGAAAAUAAAAUAAAUCCAGUU